Molecule: messenger RNA, 1448 nt
Organism: Scylla paramamosain (green mud crab)
Lineage: Eukaryota; Metazoa; Arthropoda; Malacostraca; Decapoda; Portunidae
Product: sin3 histone deacetylase corepressor complex component SDS3-like
Exons: 9
Coding region: 257-1204 (315 amino acids)
Biological process (GO): negative regulation of transcription by RNA polymerase II
Cellular component (GO): Sin3-type complex
Molecular function (GO): histone deacetylase binding
Source: RefSeq, a predicted model, not a curated record
GAGAGAGAGAGAGAGAGAGAGAGAGAGAGAGAGAGAGAGAAUGUUUACAAAGUACAAACAGUUCCAGCUGAGGCGACGAGCGGGAGAGGCGGAGAGGCAAAGGCUAGCAUCUUGUGAUCAACUGAUGAACUGAGCAAGGGUGUGUGGUGUGAAUCACCAACUGAAGCUAUACCUACACUGCACCAGGUGACUCCCUACUCAAGUUUACAGUGUGUAGUGCAGCUGAUGGUGACCUGGUGGUGGUGUUGGUAGUGUCAUGUCUGGCUUAGCAUCACCAAGAUCACCUGGCUCGGGGGAUUUGGCUCAGGACGGCUAUGACUACGAAGAUGAUAAUGAUGCAGAUCUUGAGGAUUCAAGGGACUAUGAGGACCGGGAGAGUGAUGAAGACACUGACCUUGGCAGUGAAGGGGAGCCGAGAGGGAAGGAGGAGUAUACAGGCAUCAAGGAACAAAUGUACCAAGACAAGCUCGCUCAGCUCAAGAAGCAGCUGCAACAGCUGCGUGACAACUCACAUCCAGAGUACAACAAAAAGCUGAAAAAGAUUGAUGCAGCAUACAAGGAAAGGCUACGUCUUAAUGACCUAUGGAAGGACAUUGAAGAAGAGUGGGUGGAGCGAGACUACGCAGCUGAGAAGCGCUUGGCUGCUCGGGAGUUUGAGGAGAAGAAGAAGGAGCUGAAGGAGAAUCUACUCAUUGAACUGGAGGAGAAGAAGAAGAUAAUUGAGCAGGAAAGAUACACACUGGAGCUAACAGGAGACUCAAUGGAGUACAAGCCAGUGUCGACUCGGAAGCUGCGUCGCCGUGGCAAUGAGCCGGCACCAAUCAUUGAGAAGCGCCGCAAGCCAGUCUCCACCACAUUGCAGCUGCUGCUGGACGAGAGGGAGAUGGAUGAUGACCUCAAGCUAAUCAACAAGAGUAAACUGCUCAACAUGAAGAAGAGCACCACGAUGCCGUCACCAGCGGAUGCCAUUGCCAAUGAGCCAAAGAUUGAGAAUGGGAAGCUGUAUUUUGACAAAAAGUGGUUCCACAAAGGCCAGGCAGUGAUGAUUGAAUGCAAGGAUGGCACUCGCUUCAACGCCAUCCUGACAGUGGCCAGUGGUGACAUGAUCAUGGUGAAGAAGGUGCCAGACAGCAUCCGCCUAAAGAUCACUCUGGCACAGCUGGCCCACGGCAAGUACCUGGUGCGCCGCCGCAGUGCCACGUGACCACACCAGCCUUGGCCCCCCACCCCACUGUCUCCCUCCGGCUUGGGCUCUCCACAUACCCCUUAGCUCCUAUGGUGAUGCUUGUGGUGUGGAGCAAGGGUGUUGGAGCAUCACACACACACACAUAAGAUGAGAGAUAAGUAAAGCAAGACAGCUGACAUGCAAACCAGCCUAACUUAACCUCAGACAGCUGGCUAAUAGUGCAAGUUUGGUUUAUGGUUCACAAAUAGAAUGUGUUAAUUUU